Messenger RNA from Talaromyces rugulosus, 1884 nucleotides. RefSeq lists its product as uncharacterized. Gene Ontology annotation, molecular function: FAD binding. The coding region runs from base 1 to 1884 and encodes 627 amino acids. Lineage: Eukaryota; Fungi; Ascomycota; Eurotiomycetes; Eurotiales; Trichocomaceae. The transcript has 4 exons. The record is from RefSeq and is a predicted model, not a curated record.
AUGGAAUCGGCCCCCGUUGUAGUUGUUGGCGCAGGGCCUUCAGGGCUUGUGUUCGGAUUAUGUCUUGCCAAGUUCCGAAUUCCGUGCAUUAUUCUAGAAAAGGAAAGAGACAUCGCUGACGAUCCGAGAGGAGUCUACCUUGCCGGAGACGCUUUACGCGUUCUAUGGAAACUCGGAUUGGGGGAUCAGAUGCCCUCGAUUGGACAUGACUUGGAUACGAUCUAUUUUCACCCAAGCUCGUUCAAGUCGCCGCCGUUUUUGACCAUCCCGAUUGCCCAUGACUGGAUGGGCCAUACCAUCCCCGGUGGUAUUUUACAGAGUCAGCCAAAGCUCGAGCGCGCACUUAGGGACUUUGUUCAAAAGUCUCCGUUUUGUACACUCCGAACAAGCUGUGAAGUUGUGGAUCGAGAAGAAAAUGACGACCAUAUGAUAAUAACUUACCUCGACCUAGAGAAUAAUACCAAAAAGCAAAUCAAAACUGAAUGGCUCAUCGGCGCAGACGGAAAGCGAGGCGUCGUGCGCAAAAGGUUCCUUGAACCCAAAGCAGGAAUAAAGCAAGAAGAUGGUAUAUACCGCUACGAUGGAACCUGGGUAGCAGCAAAUCUUCAUAUUACUCUACCUACACCUGAUACUCACCCUGAUUUGAGUCUCUGGAAGCUUGGGCUUACCCCGCAGCAGGUUUACGAUCUGUUCUGGCCACAGGGAUGGCACUUCUGUUCGCCGCCUGACAAGGCAACUGCCUGUGGUAGAUUUGGACCACUUGAAGAUCGGUUGUGGCGGCAUGAAUUCGCAGAGCCAGAGUGGAAUGAUGCGAUGAACGCGGAAGAACUAUUGUGGGAACAUCUGACGCCGAUGAUCACUCGAUCAGAAGACAGCUCUGGACGGAAUUUUGGAAGCAAAAUCACUUAUCCGAGAGACUGCAUCGAAGUUCUGAGAUGUCGACCGUUUCACUUUACGCAUAAAGUUGUGAAUAAAUGGUUUGAUAACCAAACCAUUUUAAUUGGUGAUGCCGCCCAUGUCUUCCCUCCUUUUGGAGGACAGGGUAUUGCCUGUGGAAUCCGAGAUGCGGAAAGUCUUGCUUGGAGGAUUGCAAUUUUGGCAGGUAUAAACAAACCUACGCCUUCAAAGACUUUGAGUAACAAGCUUCUAUCUUUAUGGGCAGAAGAGAGGCGUUUGGGAGUCGAGAUAUCGAUGAAGCAAACUAUGAUGAAUGGGAAGCUAUGCAAUGGGACAGCAGGCUGGUUUUUCUUGACUAUUACACCCAUGCUAAUUUCUCUGUUCACGUCGUCAAAGUUCUACCACCUUCAAUCACCAAUGGCUUGGGGCGAUAUUUCGGGCUAUCAGUCCGCGAAAGAUGGAUUUUAUCUGAAACAAUAUGCUGGAGGCAAAAAAUUGGCUCAGGUCUAUGGCGUUGCUGAACUUAAGGCUGAUGGGUUUUCGAAAUCACCCACACAACGAAAAAUGAUAUUAUCGGAUCAUAUUAUCCAUUAUGUGCCUACAGCACUUACUCUACUUGUUUGCGACCAAGUUACGCCCCAGGAAAACUCAAAGUUAAAUAGACUGCUAGAGGAUGUUCAGUUACAUCCAUUGAUCCUUUCCAAGCAGUCGGUCAUCCACUUCAAUUCCAAGUACGUUUAUAGGAAGGGAAGCUUGUCAAAUUCAGACAAAUUUGUUUCCAUCUCAUGGUCUCCUAUUCCGUCUGAACUCACAAUGGGUUCGGUUUUACGGCCGGGAUACAAUCCGAAAACUUUCCAAAAUCGUCUUGGGGGUGAGAGAUCGAAAUAUGUCAUUAUCAGGCAAGAUAGUAUUGUCUUUUCGAUAGCAAAGGAUCUUCAACAACUACAAAGCUGUCUGGAUAUGCUGAAGGGUUAUGUCACUGCUUGA